AUGGAAUGUGUGCACCACUACACAGGGAGAACCCUGUCCCUCCUUGCUGUGAGGCGACAGCGCUACCCACUGCGCCACCAUGCUGCCCAAAGAAGGAGGUUGCCAAGUGCCUUUCCUAAAAUAGAUGGUGCUUUUCAGCUAAUACACCGCCAUGUAUUUGAAGCAAAUUUACAGAACAGCCAUAGGUGUCAGCAAAGGUUCAUAGAACACAGGGAGAAAAUGCUGAAAGGAGGAGGUGAAAGGUCUAUAUACCAACACACACAGAGGAAACAGAAGGUUCUAGUCAGAGAUAGACUCCGCAUGCUGUUGGAUGAUGAAGAUUAUCUAGAACUUUGUCCUUUUGCUGGAUUAGGUUUACCUUAUGGAGAUGUUCCAUCAGCCAGCUCUGUCUCAGGCAUUGGUAAAAUAAAUGGACUGUGGUGUGUGUUCAUUGCUAGUGAUGCCACAGUUAAAGCAGGCUUGACAUACCCUAUUUCAGUAACCAAGACACUGCGGGCACAGGAAGUAGCCAUUCAGAAUCGUCUGCCCUGUGUGUACUUGGUUGACAAUAGUGGUGCAUUUUUGCCUCUUCAGUCAGGCCUCUUCUCUGAUAAGAACCAUGCUGGCCGCUUUUUUUACAAUGAAGCUGUAAUGUCAGCAAUGAAGAUUCCACAGUUGGCGGUGGUGUGCGGGGCAUGCAUAGCUGGUGGAGCUUACGCACCUGUAAUGGCAGAGGAGGCAGUGAUUGUGCACAGGAUAGGGACCCUAUCUUUAGGAGGUCCACUGCUGGUUAAAGCUGCUACAGGUGAAGAAGUGUCUCCUGAGGAUCUUGGAGGGGCAAAAUUGCACACAGAAGUGAGUGGCUGUAUAGACUACUUUGCUGCUGUGGAGAGUGAGGCGUACGAGUGCACCAGGAACAUCAUCUCCACUUUCAACUUUGAGCUCCCAGAGGAGAGCACCACUGAACUGGAGGAGCCCCUGUACAGUGCUGAGGAGCUUAUGGGCCUUGCACCAAAGAGCUACAAUUACAGCCUAGACAUCAGACUGAUUGUCAGUCGGCUGACUGAUGGAAGUCGGCUCCAGGAGUUCAAGGCUCGCUAUGGCACCACUCUUCUGACUGGAUUUGCCAGAAUCGAAGGACAUCAGGUUGGCAUUGUAGCAAACAAUGGAGAGCUGACAUAUGAAGCCUCUCUGAAAGGUAGCCAUUUUGUUCAGCUGUGUGAUCAGAGAGACAUCCCUCUAAUCUUCCUGCAGAACACGGCCCCACAGCCUGUCCAAACUCUCUCACAAGCCAAGGCAGAAACCCACUCCAAAACACUAAAAGCUCAAGGAUCCAUGAUGUCAGCUGUGGCCUGUGCUUCUACUCCUAAAAUCACUGUUGUUGUCGGAGGCUGUCAUGGUGCUGACAGCUAUGCUAUGUGUGGAAGGGCUUUUGAACCCAACUUCCUGUUUCUGUGGCCCAAUGCUAGAGUAUCAAUUUUGGCCCCAGGUUAUGCUGGUGCUUUGGUGCAGGAUGAAGAGGAGACAAUGCGCAUUAAUGAGCAGCUGGAGGAAGAAAUCUCAGCAUUCUUCUCAUCAGGCAGAAUAUGGGAUGAUGGAGUGAUUUUUCCACAAGACACAAGAAAGGUUUUGGGAAAAUGUUUGAAAAUCAUCAAGCAAAAGCGUUACCAGCUGUCUACAGAAAAGCAGACAUGUCCCUUUCUUCGAAUGUAA
This is a messenger RNA of Colossoma macropomum (tambaqui), 1692 nucleotides long. RefSeq names its product methylcrotonoyl-CoA carboxylase beta chain, mitochondrial-like. The record is from RefSeq and is a predicted model, not a curated record. Gene Ontology annotation, cellular component: methylcrotonoyl-CoA carboxylase complex; mitochondrion. Gene Ontology annotation, molecular function: methylcrotonoyl-CoA carboxylase activity. Lineage: Eukaryota; Metazoa; Chordata; Actinopteri; Characiformes; Serrasalmidae. Bases 1 to 1692 code for a protein of 563 amino acids. Gene Ontology annotation, biological process: L-leucine catabolic process. The transcript has 14 exons.